Messenger RNA from Zootoca vivipara (common lizard), 3279 nucleotides. It is a transcript of the gene NBL1, whose product is annotated as NBL1, DAN family BMP antagonist. NCBI's taxonomy places the organism in Eukaryota, Metazoa, Chordata, Lepidosauria, Squamata, Lacertidae. Gene Ontology annotation, molecular function: BMP binding; receptor ligand activity. The record is from RefSeq and is a predicted model, not a curated record. Gene Ontology annotation, biological process: animal organ morphogenesis.
CAGGGUGAGGGCACUAUAUCUCCCAUCACCACCAGCCAUCGCCACCCAUUCCCCCCUCGUCCUGGCUAGCUGGUUCUUGUCAGCUCACAAUAUAAUCUGCUCCACUGAAGAGGCACAAGAGGCAGAGAGGAUUUGCUUCCCACAACUACACCACCUUUCUUUUUUUUUCUUUAACAGGGAGCAGUCAAAGGCUGGGGUUGGUUGAUUUACCCAGAGAAAAAGGGAGGAGAGAGACGAGGGGGGUUGAUUUACUAGGAGGAGAGCCUGCUGUCUUUCCUUUUUUGAGCCUAGCCAGAAAGCACCGAGAAAGUUCACAUCUCCCCUCUCUUCCCCCCCUCUUCUUCUUAGAGUUGAAAAAUUCUUGCAUUUUUAGGAAGCUUGGAUCUUCGACAGGAGCUGCGCCGUACUCUGCAAAACUCUGCUUAUUAUAAUUGGGUGUUUUUUUCCUUCCUCCAAAUUAUUAUUACGCCUGCACAUUGUUUUGAAAGCAGCAGCAGCUCUUAAGAGUUCCUCCUCGCUCCUUUCUUUUCCUAGCAUUCUUUCUGCUCCGAUCUCUGAUUUACUUGGGGUUUUUUUCCGGGGUGGUUUUUUUUUUUUGAAGCUUUCAAUAGUUCCACCCCCCCACACACUUUUAAGUAUUGACCAAGGGGGAGAGAAAAAAGUCAUUCUGAAUGGACUAGAGGGUUUCUCCCCCCCCCCGGAUUUUUUUUUUAUCCUGGUGCCUGGUUUGGAAAUAAUUUAUUUUUCCUCCGUUCCUGAGGAGGAGAUAAAAGUUUUGCUGAAGUUCAGGUCGCAAGGAAUUCUCUCUCCUUGUCCACCUCCCCGCAAAAAUACAUUUCGCGUUCCCCUUAAACGUUUGGGAUGAACUGGAAAUAAACCUUUGGAGGAUAUUUGCUUACAGAAAGGCCAGGAAUCGGAUCCCACACUUUACUGGAUAAUGAGCUGUUUUAAUUUUUGAGUGCCCCCCACCCCAUUUUAAAAAAAGAAGAGACGAGAAUAUUAUCCAAUGAAGUUUUGAUGGAACACCUCUCUGUCCAGUCCAUUUAAUGUUCUAGGAUUUCGUCGGAAAAAGGCCAUGAUGUUGAAACUCCUGGUGGCCACCCUCCUCCCGGCCUUGAUCCUGGCGGCGCCUCCGCCCAUUAGCAAGCUGGCCCUCUUUCCGGACAAGAGCGCCUGGUGUGAGGCGAAGAACAUCACCCAGAUCGUUGGGCACAGCGGGUGCGAGUCCAAAUCCAUCCAGAAUAGAGCCUGCUUGGGGCAGUGUUUCAGCUACAGCGUUCCCAACACCUUCCCACAGUCCACCGAGUCCCUUGUGCACUGCGACUCUUGCAUGCCAGCCCUCUCCAUGUGGGAAGUGGUGACAUUGGACUGCCCCAGCAAUGAAGACAUCCCCAGGGUGGACAAAUUAGUGGAGAAGAUCCUUCAUUGCAGCUGCCAGGCAUGUGGGAAGGAGCAGAGCCAAGAGGGGGCGCUCCUCAACGUCUACGUCAACGGCGACGAGAACCUGCCGGCCGAGGGUCCUCACCCCCACCCCUACGGCCACCACCACCAAGGGGAAGAGGCCUCCAACCACCACCACCAUGAAGACGAGCCCAAGGACUGACCUCCGACCUUCCGGGGGUGAACUGCCCCUUCAGCCCAGGCCUUGACGUCUUUCACCCGCCUCUCAAAUACCCAUCAUGCUUUGCUCUUGGCAACGUUGUCGUGGGGAAGCACAGGCCAAGCUGAAGGCGGACCUUUCACCGGGGGCGGCCGAUGGGACAUUGGGACAAGCUGGCAACCGGCGAGGGAAUUGUGGGAGGGGGUGGUUGGGAGGGCGUCAUUGAUGAAAUUGCACACCGCUCUAAUAUAUUGGGGGAUGAGGGAAGAGGGAGGGGCAAAAUGAGAGAGGGGGUCUCUGGGGCCUUUCCUCUUGAAGGUCCGGCGGACACUCGAAGCAAAAAGAUCAAAGGCGGCUUCUCGGUUUCUGGCUUUCCAUCAGGACAUUUCUCUGUGAAGACUACAUAUAGAAUUGUAGAGUCGGAAGGGACCCCCAAGGGUCAUCUAGUCCAACCCCGCCGUGGGUCCAGUUCUACCACUGGGGAUCGAUCUCGGAGGAGCCAGACUGGAAACCCCCCCCCAAAAAAAAACAUUUUGACAAAAGAGACUCUCCCCUUUGGUGCUUUUUUAGCAGCAGAAGUGAGACAUUUCUUGCAUGUUUGUGUUCUGCCCUCACUUGCCUUCACUGCCCCUGGCUACCUCCAUCACGACUCUGCCUUCUUUUAAUGCAGGGCUGGCGAGCUUGUGUCCCUCCGGGUGUCGCUGGACUCCAACUCCCAUCAUUCUUGAACAGUGGUCAUGCUGGCUGGGACUGCUGGGAGCUGGAGUCCAACAGUGUCUGGAUGGGCACCACUUUGGCUAUCCCUGUUUGACUUCCUAGCAGCACUUUAAUGAAUGGAAGAUAGAAGGGAGCGAAUGAAACUUUACUGGAGAGAACAGGGCGAGAGGGAAGAAUCAGGUGGGCCGGCUCCAGACCAUUUUUAGCGAGCCAGAUCUAGCUCAGUAUUGUCAACGCUGACUGGCAGCACUUCAAUAGGCUUUCAGCCGUACCUGGAGAUGACAGGGGUCGAACCGGGGACAUUCUGAAUGCAAAGCAGACACUCUUGUCACUGGGUUCUGGUUUUCCUAAAUAUUCUAGUCCUCAUGGUUAUGGAUAAAGGGGCUGAAUCAAUGAGGAGGUGCACAGAAGGUAGUCUUAUUCCAAGACAGACCACUGGUCCAUCCAACCUAGGAUUGCCAACACUGACCGGCAGGAGCUCUGCAGGAGUUCAGGCAGAGGACAUUCCCACACUUACUUCUUCAAUGUUGGGGAUUGAACCUGGGAACUUCUGCCUACAAAAGCAGAUACUCUACCACCGAGCAACAACCCUUUCCGCGGGAAUUUAACGUAAUCUGAAUCUGACCCAACAAUGGGGGUGAGUCAGAUUAUUGAAUGAAGAGUCUGACAUCUUGCCCAACCUUUUCCUUGAAUUUUUACACAUCUUAAUCACGGAAUGUUUAGAAUGAGAUUCGAACACUUGCCUAUGUGCAAACCCAGCCUCUCUCCUUGUUCUGCUGACUACAACACUCUUCAUGGUUUCUCUCUCUCUCUCUCUCUCUCUCUCUCUCUCUCUCUCUCUCUCUCUCUCUCUCUCUCACACACACACACACACACACACACACACACACGUUAUAUGCAUUUCCAUCUUUAUCGUUGUGUUAUUCAUCUCUCUUAAUUAAAUAAAAUAGAUCCAACAUCCA